GAAGCAGGAAUGUGUUGUUUCAGGAAACAGUGAUGUUUGACGAUGUGGCUGUGUAUUUCACAAGGAAGGAGUGGAUGUGCCUGGACUCUCCUCAGAGGGCUCUCUAUAGAGAUGUCAUGCUGGAGAAUUAUGGGAACCUGGUCUGCCUGGGAUUUUCAGUCUCCAAACCAGACCUGAUUUUCCAGCUGGAACAAGGAGAAGAACCAUGGGACCUGGAACUGCAGGUUACUGAGGAAAGAGAAGACACCCGGAAAGACUCGAAAAGAGAUUCUGAGAUAGGUACUGAAAACAAGACAUCUUAUAAAAAAGAGGAUAUAUCAGAAGAUAUAGAAUCUCCUGGAGGGACUUCAGAAAUACCUUUAAAAGAUGCUCCUCAAGAACCUGUUUUUGGAGAAAUUUGUGCAUUUGGGGGAAAGUUAGAAAAUAAUCAGGGAAAUUCUACUGAGGUGAUGCUGGAGAGAUCUUUUGUCCAGGAGAAAGGUUUCAGGAAAGUGACUAUAAACCACAACAAAACCUCCACUGAUGAAAAAAAUCUGGAAUGUGGUGAUUUUGGGAGAAACUUUGGUCUAAAUCCAAGUUUCAUUUUACACCGGAGUGAUGCUAUGGGAGAGCAAACCCAUGGAUGUGAUACCUGUGGCAAAACUUUCAAAUACAAUUCAGAUCUUAUUCGACAUCAGAGGAUUCAUACUGGAGAGAAACCUUAUGGGUGUGAUGAAUGUGGAAAAGUCUUUAAUCUCAAUUCAGAACUCAUUCGACACCAGAGAAUUCAUACCGGAGAGAAACCUUAUAAAUGUAAGGAUUGUUGGAAGGGCUUCAGUCAGAGCUCUAAUCUUAUUAGACAUCAAAGAAUUCAUACUGGAGAGAAACCUUAUGAAUGUAAUGAAUGUGGGAAAGGAUUUGUCUGUAGCUCAGGACUUAUGCAGCAUCAGAGCAUUCACACUGGAGAGAAACCCUAUGGAUGUGAUGAAUGUGGAAAAGCCUUCAGUCUAAACUCACGACUUAUUCGACAUCAAAGGACUCACACUGGAGAGAAACCAUAUAAAUGUGAUGAAUGUGGUAAUGCUUUCAAUCUAAAUUCGGAACUUAUUCGACAUCAGCGAACUCACACAGGAGAGAAACCAUAUAAAUGUAAUGAAUGUUAUAAGGCUUUCAGUCAGAGGGCGAAUCUUAUUCAACAUCAAAGAGUCCAUACUGGAGAGAAACCCUAUGAGUGUCUUGAAUGUGGGAAAAGCUUUAGCUGCAGCUCACACCUUAUUCAGCAUCAAAGAAUCCAUACUGGAGAGAAACCAUAUGAGUGUGAUAAAUGUGGUAAAGCUUUCAGUCAAAGCUCACACCUUAUUUUACACCAGAGAGCGCAUAAUGGAGAGAAACCUUAUAAAUGCCAUGAAUGUGGGAAAGACUUCAGUUGGAGCUCACAACUUAUUCAGCAUCAGAGAGCCCAUACUGGAGAAAAACCCUAUGGGUGUGAUGAAUGUGGUAAAGCCUUCAGUGUCAAUUCACAACUUAUUCGUCAUCAGAGAACUCAUACUGGAGAGAAACCCUAUAAAUGUAAUGUUUGUGAGAAAGCUUUUACUCAGAGUUCCCACCUCAUUCAACAUCAAAGUAUUCAUAUGGAAGAGAAACCUUAUGAAUGUGUUGAAUGUGGGAAAGGUUUUAGUCAGAGCUCACAACUAACUGUACAUCAGAGAAUUCACACUGGGGAAAAACUCUAUGAAUGCGCUGAAUGUGGGAAAGCCUUCAGUAGGAGUUCAUCCCUUAUUCAACAUGAGAAAAUUCAUACUGGAGAAAAACCGUAUAGUUGUCAGGAGUGUGGAAAAGCCUUCACUUUGAAAACCCAGAUGUUGGUGCUUCUCUCUCUGCACCAGAGAAUUCACACUAGGGAGAAACUUUAUAGGUGUGAUGAAUGUGGAAAAGGCUUUAGAAAAAGCUCACAACUUAUUCAGCAUCAUAGGAUCCAUACUGGAGAGAAACCCUAUAGUUGUGAAGAAUGUGGCAAAGCCUUUAGUCAGAGCUCUCAACUUAUUCGACAUCAGAGAACUCAUACUGGAGAAAAACCAUAUAAAUGUAGUGAAUGUUGGAAAGACUUUAGUCAGAGAGCAAACCUUAUUCAACAUCAGAGCAUUCACACUGGUGAGAAACCUUACGAAUGUGAUGAAUGUAGUAAAGCCUUCAAUUUGAACUCACAACUUAUUCGACAUCAACGAACUCACACUGGAGAGAAACCCCACAAAUGUAAUGAAUGUGGGAAAGCCUUCAGCCAGAGAGGAAAUCUUAUUCAGCAUCAGAUAACUCAUACUGGAGAGAAACCCCAUGAAUGUAAUGAAUGUGGAAAAGGCUUUAGUCAGAGAGCAAACCUUAUUCAACAUCAGAGAACUCAUAGUGGAGAGAAACCCUAUGAAUGUAAUAUAUGUGGGAAAGGCUUUAGUUGGAGUUCUCGACUUAUUCGACAUCAGAGGACCCAUACUGGAGAAAAACCCUUUGGAUGUGAGGAAUGUGGUAAAGCUUUCAGUGUGAACUCAGAACUUAUAUUACAUCAGAGAAGUCAUACUGGAGAGAAUCCUUAUAAAUGUAAUGAAUGUGGGAAGGAUUUCAGUAGGAGUUCAAAUCUUACUCAGCAUCAAAGAAUUCACACUGGAGAGAAACCUUUUAUGUGUAAUGAAUGUGGUAAAGCCUUUAGUCAAAGAGCAAACCUCCUUAAACAUCAGAUAAUUCACUCUGGAGAAAAUUAAUAUGUGUAAUGAAUGAGCAAAAGGCUUCUAUAAAAAAUAUUUUUUGGCUGUUAAUAGCUUAGGACAAGAGAAUAGCUGUUCUCAGAAAUCAGUUUAAACUUGUUAAUGUCUCAGAGCUCAUUGGAGAAAAACUAUGUAUUUGUCAGAAAUGUAAAAAAAAAGAACCAAACUUUUGUCAGAGCUUACGACUUAACUAAACUUCAGGAAAUUCACACAAAAGAGAAACCUAUUACUGAAAUGACUAGAAAUAUGUUCAGUUGGAACCUACGUUUUAACAUCGGAAAUUUUGGAUGAGAGAGAUCUCUCUACCAAUAUAGGAGAAUCUUGGUGUCAUUGCAGCCUUUAUUUGGGAAUAGAGUAUCCACACUGGAAAGUGAUCUAGUCAGUGGAGAAGGCUACAGAAAGAUGCAGUGAGUUUAUCCAAAAUCGUAAGAUCCUUUAGGGCAAGGCUAUAUAGAGGUCUAGAGGUUAUUGGAAUCACAUUAGAAAAGCAUAUCUACUAGAAUUUGGAAGUAUCUUUGAAAAUUGUUUUUGUUAAGGUGAGUAUGAGGGUUUGAGAAUACAUUGGGGCAGAGGUAACUUUAGGCCUGGGCCUGGAGAGUGGGAGUACAAAAAACCCUGGCUGCUAGAAUGUCAAGUCUAGGGUCAUUUGAAGUGUGUGGUUCCCAGGGAGCAAGGUGAGAAUUAAAUUGUACCUAUUAACAGGGAAGACUAUCAAAAUACAUUAGUUAACCAUAGUGAAAAAAAAUUAAGAGAGAAAAGGAAACUUACCACCAUAGAAGUAAUAUUAAUUGGAGUAAUUUACGUGAAUUGUUUAUCAUGUGUGCUUAGUUUCUAAGCAUUACAGUAAUAAUUAUGCAUAAUAUUAAACUUUUCAGAUUAACAUUGCUAUAGCAUAGAUUGAAUUUGAGAACACAGCUGUGAAUGUUGAUCAUAGGUGAACUUGUUUGUUGCUUGUGUAAUCUUGUAACUUAAAACUAUUGGAGGGAGCAAAAACUAAC
Trichosurus vulpecula (common brushtail) is the source of this 3730-nucleotide messenger RNA. Its product is annotated as zinc finger protein 850-like. Gene Ontology annotation, molecular function: DNA-binding transcription factor activity; RNA polymerase II cis-regulatory region sequence-specific DNA binding. The coding region runs from base 33 to 2729 and encodes 898 amino acids. The transcript has 5 exons. Gene Ontology annotation, biological process: regulation of transcription by RNA polymerase II. Lineage: Eukaryota; Metazoa; Chordata; Mammalia; Diprotodontia; Phalangeridae. The record is from RefSeq and is a predicted model, not a curated record.